Messenger RNA from Pochonia chlamydosporia 170, 5796 nucleotides. Its product is annotated as Rho guanyl nucleotide exchange factor. The transcript has 2 exons. Gene Ontology annotation, cellular component: cytoplasm. The record is from RefSeq and is a predicted model, not a curated record. Lineage: Eukaryota; Fungi; Ascomycota; Sordariomycetes; Hypocreales; Clavicipitaceae. The coding region runs from base 1 to 5796 and encodes 1931 amino acids. Gene Ontology annotation, molecular function: protein binding; guanyl-nucleotide exchange factor activity.
AUGGACCCGGCCCCGGAUGCUGGCCAGCUUCGAGACGAUGCUGUCGAUGCUUUCGAUGCUUUCGAUGCUUCCCGCCCUACCGCCUUGGGCCACCAGAAUCUCGAGCACAAUCUUGACUUCAUCAAUCACCACGAUCACCACGACUAUCACGACCACCACGGCCACCACAGACGCCAGAGCCACUCCCACACGAUUUCCAUUUCCAUUCAAUCCCAACCAGAGUCUCUCCCCUACACCGACUCUGACUUAGGACACAAUUUCGACGACGGCAUCUCGUACGACGACGGCCUCGCUGUCGGCUCAGCCCAGGCGAACAUCCCUGAUUCAUACUCUACAAUUCACUAUCACGACCCUUCCAUCUCGAGCAGGAGCAAUCAUCAUGCCCCUCCGCCUCAAAUAGAUCCCGACGACUUUUACAAAAACUAUCGUCGCCUUGACGCCAGCACUGGUCCCGAUAUUCUACCUAUGGCAACGACCUCGUUUCCUCGCCCUUCGCUACGAUCCAACGGUGAUGGCACAACUCCCAAGCACCCCGCUGUUUCUGUUGCCCGCAGCCUACCAAGGGCAAACCUUCGUUCCGUCUCGAGCCCUUUAGACACUAGAACAUCUACAACUAGAACUUCUCCUGGAAAUAUGCCAGCUGGCAAGCCGAGUGUGAAGGAUUUGAAGAAGCGAUUUGAUCAAAAUGCCACCAUGGCCGCUCCUACCAUCCCGCCGACUAUUUCGCGAGCAGCUCUUGUUUCAAAACCUGUUCGACCUAGGAACGACGAAUUGGAGCACGGCAACCCCCAUGCCGCCACUAAUCCAGGGACGCGACAGUCGCAGGGCAGUGGUGUUGUUGGAUCAUCGUCGAUACCACUACGGCAUUCUAAGUUUAUAGCCGACGAUCAUGCUUCCACCAGCCCGCAAUCAUUUGCCAGCCGUAUUGGCAAGCCGCGAAGCCAUGGGGAAGGGGAGGUGACGUCGCCGCCGCAAAUUCACCACCAGUUGCCUGGUGCUGCUCCUGCCGGCGGUCAGUCCCAGGGCCUCUUGUUUGGCGAGGUUCUCCCUGACCAAGUUGACCCUUCCUCUGUGGGUUUUGGCAUUGAUGUGGUUCGCCCGCGAAGGACCUCCGAGUCCAGCAUCCAGAACCCUCCCACACAUCAUCGUACCUUCUCUGGGCCGAGUGCAGCAGGUGGUGCAACCUCACCAACCUCUUGGUACCGCGACCCUUCUUCACAGAUUGACGAAGCCCCCGAUGCAUCUGCAUCUCGCCAUCGACCUCGGCCACACUCUCGCGCUCGCAGUGACGACGGUUCCUCGUCACCUUCAUCGCGAGCCACCCGAAAUGCAAGAACUAAACCUUCCACACAGUCGUCCAAAUUACCCGUCUCCGUCCGCAAGUUCAAUAACACGAGCAACUCCACGAGUCCGUCCUCUACUCGCUCAAGUUCGCCGUCCACACUGAAGAGGUAUCAAGCAAACGGCAGGCCAGCUAGCAGAACAAGUCCUGUUGCUACCCGUGCCAAGACACCAACGCAAACUCGCAAGCCUCCCCCUCAAGGACUCGUCACACCAAGUAGCAGUAAUACAAGAUUACAAGCAUUCAUUGCCGCUCCAGCACCAAAACUGUCGCCGACUUUGCGCAGCUCUCGGCCACGACAACCUGUCUCUUUAGCUACCACAACCAGCUCCAGGAUGAAAGAAAGCGAUAAAGCAAAGCUGGCUAGGCCGGGGGAAUCAUCAUCAAGGCGACGAAAAAUCUCAGUUGGCCCCAUCGACUUUGAACAGAGGAGAGAACAUAUAAGGCUCGCUUAUACAAAGUCGAUUCGGGCGAGCGAAGCUUUGGAAGCUCGGCACCAGGCUGAGGCUGCAAAGCGACGGCGUGAACUAGAAGCUACCGCGGACAUCCAGCAAACGAUAGACGCUACGUCUCCCGACGUGACCAAGUCGGAGGAUCCUGUUGACAAGGCGCCCGUUGCAGCUUUGGACACCUCGGAACCUCCUCAAGAUAGCAAUUUGGCCGUCACAGAUUCACUCGAGUCUGCAGAAUCUGCAAAGCCUCUGGCAACACCUCCGCUGACAAUUUCGACCAAAACACAGACAGUUGCACCUUCGCUAGAUUCACCCACACUAGGACUGCCUGGAAGUUUUCCCGAUCAAACACCACCAAUGAUUAGGGAUGGACCACCACUCUCAGCUAUAUCGGCUACUUCAGACACUACCGAGUUCGAUGUCGAACCGCAAACAAAUCCACCCGUAGCAGCAAAUCCAGCCUUAGAUGUCCCAAUCACUGUGGUCAAGCCACCAAGCCCGCAGAGGAAGCCAGACCCACCUCGUCCACGCACUGAAUACCAGUAUCCAUUCGAGGAUGAAACUGGCUCUCCAGUAAAUGUGUCACCCCAAAAGGACCGUACAGAGGUACCUACACACGAUUUCCACCACAGCCCAGCAGUUCCCGGCUCGUUUGUCAAUGAUGAACCGGAAUCAACCGGCCUCGGCAUCGGCUCGUUUCAGUCACAGGUUACUUCAACUACUCUAGUGCUUCCGUCACAACCUCUGGUGACCUCGGGAUCUGAUGACACUCAGACAGUACCAUUUCCAAGGCUAGAGGCAGACUAUGACUCUGAUUGCCAGACCGAUUCAGAACGCCUCCAACGACAGAGUAACCAGGUUCAAAUCCAUCGGGAGGAUGAUGCGGUCACGGAUACCUGUACUGAGGAGACGGACGACCGUGAACGACCAGACAUGCAACCCGGGAGUGUUCAUGACGACCCCAUGCGCUCAUAUAGGACGUCGACUUGUGCGUCAUCAGAAGCUGACACCUAUGAUGACAGGCGCUAUUCGAGCUAUGAGCAGCAGCAACACUUGGACACACCAGCCUCUAACAACUACCUUAUGCCAAACUCCAGAUACCAUGAUGAUAGGUUCAGCAGGCAGUCAGCGUGGACGGAUUUUUCCGUAGACAGCACCGAUCACUCAGAUCCAAAUAGGUCCCCUGCAGUACCGAGCAGUCGUGAAUCACCAGCUUUUGGUCAUGUAACAAUCUUCAGCUCCAAGACUGAGUCGUCCUCUAUUGAUGCACGUCACAAUAGUCAAUUAGGGAUUCGCGAUUCACAGGAUUCAAGGAGGUCCUCAGCACAGUACAGCUCUCACCACCUACCAGAGAUCGACACUGGAGACGGCUUCUCGGUGCCUUACUUGCCUCACCAACCAAGCGACCACGUCUCUUAUGUUCCAUCGCCGAUACAUGAGCCGCCUCCAAUUCCGACCUCGUUGCCAGGCUCAGACCUCAACUCCCGAACGUCCAGCGCUUUUUACGACCAGGCCCAAUACGAGAGCACGCUGCUUAAUUCCGAUCGUGGGAGUGAUGAGUACAUGUCGCAUGCAGGGACAACUCGGUCUGUAGACUCGACAUCACUGGCGACUACAGAUCAGUAUGCGAGCACACAGACUCCAGCCGACAGUGAUACCAAGUCACUUGCACAGGACGGCGAGGAGCUUAGUGACAAGGAACGGCAUCGACUUGGCCAAAGAAGGAACGUAAUCAAGGAGCUUGUGGAUACCGAGGCCGUCUUUGUACGGGACAUGAAUAUUGUGGAAGAAAUCUACAAGGGCACUGCGGAGGCCUGCCCCAAGCUUGACAGUAAAACGGUUAAGCUCAUCUUCCGAAACAGCGAUGAGAUUAUUGCGUUUCAUACCUCAUUCCUCGCAGAGCUCAAGGACGCGGUCGCAGACGUGUAUGUACCCAAAGGUCCGAGGACGAUGCCACGAGAUGACUCUAGCCUAUCAGCACCAAGCUUCACAGCAUCCGGGGAGCCCAAUGAUGCCAAGGACCGCUCAACGUCUCUUGGUCCAGUGUUCAAGAGCAACAUAGAGCAGAUGAAGUUGGCACAUGAAGGGUUUCUUCGUGCGAGUGAUCAAGCAGCCAAGAGGCUCAUUCAAAUACAGCAAGACCCCACGGUCCAGGUGUGGCUGAAUGAGUGCAAUGAAGUAGCCAAAGACUUGACGGCGGCCUGGGACUUGGAUUCGCUUUUGAUCAAGCCCAUGCAGAGGAUCACGAAGUAUCCCAACCUCAUCAUUACGCUUCUCCAGCAUACACCUCAAGACCAUCCCGAUCGCGAGUCGUUAUUGGAAGCCAAGGACAUUUUGGAAACCGCAAUCAUUGAAAUCAACAAAACGAAGAAGAAUUUUGAACUCGUCGGACAGAUUGUGGGAAGAAAAAGAAAAGAAUCUGAUGUCAAGGCCGGUUUCGCUCGAGCGUUUGGCAAGCGGGUUGACAAGCUGCAGGCAUCCAACAACCGUCCUGCCGAAGACGCAGAGUAUGCUAAACUGAACGAAAAAUUUGGCGAUGACUAUCUUCGGCUCCAGGUCGUCCUUCGAGACGUCGAGUUUUACACACGGCAGGUGUCUGCCUAUGUCCAUGAGUUUCUUCAGUAUAUGUCUUCGAUUGAGUUGGUCAUGCGGCUUCAGCCUGGCAACUAUCCCGAACUCGAAAGCAAAUGGGUUCAAUUCAACAUAUCCGUCCGAGACCUGGAAAAGGUCGCCCUGGAAGACCAUUUGACACAAGUCCGCAAGCGCGUGAUUGAACCUUUUGAGCAUGUUAUCAAGGCAUAUGGCAAUCCUUCAUUAGCCAUGAAGAAACGGCAGAAGCGCAGAGUCGAUUAUGAACGAUUUGAACAGUUGAGGCGAAGCGGGAAAAGCCCUGAUCCGAAGCUAAAGGAACUUGUCGAACAGUACGAAGCCCUGAAUGAUACUCUGAAGAAGGAGCUUCCCCAGUUGUCAGCUCUGACAGAAAAGGUCGGCAACAUUUGUCUGGGGAAUUUCGUCAACAUCCAAGCAAAUUGGUAUGCAAUCUGGAAAGAAAAGAUGAAAACUGUCUUGCCCGACUAUGAUGACAUGCCCGACCUCCAUGAAGUGGUGUCCACUUUCCAGCAAGACUUUCCUUAUGCUCAUGAUCAGAUGGCACAGAUUGGCAUCCUCAACCCAGCGACAUGGGGUAGAACGUCUUUGUCAACAUCUGUGAGUGUGGACGACACCUCGCUACGAACAAGAGGCAGGCCCUCGGAUGUGGAAUCCCGAAGUCGCGGCCAGUCCAUCAAUGGUGAUGGAGCACCCACGCUGCCUACUCCAGACUUUGGCGGGCGACGUAGUGGCUCAUUCACAAUGUCACCAAGCCAUAGCACUCCUGGUUUUGCGAAUGGCAAUGUGCCCAGCCCUCAUCAGUAUUAUUAUCGUGAUUACUACGCCGGUAUUCACCACAUGGCUUCGCCCAAGUCGCCAGACGCUGCCAGUUCGUCUCGAUCAGGUGCUGGUGCUGGCGCUGGUGCUGGCAUGGUAUCGACAAGACCUAGCACCGGGCGCAGUUAUGAGUCCGGCGUGCCUCGACAAAGCUUAGAUUCAGCGGCCAUGCAGCAAAAUCGUGACUCCACCGCAACAUUUAACUCGAGCACUAUGCCUCAGGAAACGCAGCGAGAGCCGCAGCGGUUCUCCAAUAUAUUUCACUCGGCCCUGCCAAUGUCAGAUGGGCCGGAUGAGUGCAGCAGCAGUCAACGAGCAUCGAGAGCGUCAUCUCGUGAACGCAGCCAGACAUCGGACGGCUAUAAUGUGUUGUGGCUUGCCGCAUCACUCUUUGAAUUCAAUAUCUCUACAACCAAGCACGAGGCUGGGUAUCCCUACCUGACAUAUCAAGCCGGAGAGAUAUUUGAUGUCAUAGCCGAAAAGGGUGAACUGUGGCUUGCCAAGAACCAGGACGACCCGACAGAUCAAGUCGGCUGGAUCUGGUCCAAACACUUUGCCAAACUGGCCGAUUCAUAG